GGGCUCCAUGAAGUGCGUCAUGGCGAGCCGUUUGUAGGGCGGCGGCGCGCGAUCGCGUUGUUGUUGCGCUCAUCUGUAUCGCUUUGGUUCGCCCUGCGAGCACGACGGCAUCUGCGUCAACACGCCGGGCUCGUUCGCCUGCAACUGCACCCAGGGCUUCACCGGGCCGCGCUGCGAGACGAACGUCAACGAGUGCGAGUCGCACCCCUGCCAGAACGACGGCUCGUGCCUCGACGACCCCGGCACCUUCCGCUGCGUCUGCAUGCCAGGCUUCACCGGCACGCAGUGCGAGGUCGACAUCGACGAGUGCCAGUCGGACCCCUGCAUGAACGGCGGCAUCUGCAACGACAUGAUCAACGGCUUCCGGUGCGUCUGCCCCAACGGCUUCACGGGCGCGCGCUGCCAGACCAACAUCGACGACUGCAAGUCCUCGCCGUGCCGCAACGGCGGCAUCUGCUACGACGCCGUGGCCGGCUACACGUGCGACUGCCCGCCGGGCUUCACGGGCUCCAACUGCGAGGUCAACAUCAACGACUGCCAGAGCUCGCCGUGUCACCGCGGCGAGUGCAUCGACGGCGAGAACUCGUUCACCUGCCAGUGCCACCCGGGCUUCACCGGCUACCUGUGCCAGACGCAGAUGAACGAGUGCGAGUCCAACCCGUGCCAGUUCGGCGGCCACUGCGAGGACCUCAUCAACGGCUACCAGUGCCGCUGCCGCCCGGGCACGUCCGGCCCCAACUGCGAGAUCAACGUGAACGAGUGCUACAGCAACCCGUGCCGCAACGGCGCCAAGUGCGUGGACGGCAUCAACCGCUACUCGUGCGACUGCGUGCCCGGCUUCACGGGCAACCACUGCGAGACCAACAUCAACGAGUGCGCCAGCAACCCGUGCGCCAACGGCGGCGUGUGCGUCGACAUGGUCGGUACGUUCCGCUGCGAGUGCCCGCGGGGCUACUACGACGCGCGCUGCCUCAGCGACGUGGACGAGUGCGCCAGCAACCCGUGCCUCAACGGCGGUACCUGCGAGGACGGCGUCAACCAGUUCAUCUGCCACUGCCCGCGCGGCUACGGCGGCAAGCGCUGCGAGCAGGACCUGGACGAGUGCGCCAGCAACCCUUGCCAGCACGGCGGCACCUGCAGCGACCACCUCAACGCUUACAGCUGCGCCUGUGUCCCCGGCUACUCCGGCACCAACUGCGAGACCAACAUCAACGAGUGCGCCAGCAGCCCGUGUGCCAACGGUGGCUCCUGCAUCGACCUGGUGAACGCGUACAAGUGCGUGUGCGAGCUGCCCUACACUGGCCGCGACUGUCUGCAGCGCCUCGACCCCUGCUCGCCCAACCGCUGCCGCCACGGAGCCCGCUGCACGCCGUCCGCCAACUACAUGGACUUCGCGUGCAUGUGCGACGUGGGGUACUCGGGGCGCCUCUGCGACGAGGACGUGGACGAGUGCGCCGUGUCCGCGCCGUGCCGCAACGGCGCCACCUGCCAGAACACCAACGGUUCGUACGUCUGCCUGUGCACCAAGGGCUUCGAGGGCCAGGACUGCCUCACCAACACGGACGACUGCGCCACCUUCCCCUGCCAGAACGGCGGCACCUGCCUGGACGGCAUCGGCGACUACAACUGCCUCUGCGUUGACGGCUUCACCGGAAAGCACUGCGAAGUGGACGUGGACGAGUGCGCAAGCAACCCCUGCCGCAACGGCGCGACCUGCAACCAGUACGUCAACUCGUACACGUGCACCUGCCCGCUCGGCUUCUCCGGCACCAACUGCCAAACGAACGACGAGGACUGCACCGAGUCGAGCUGCAUGAACGGAGGCAAGUGCGUCGACGGCAUCAACUCGUACACGUGCCACUGCCAGCCGGGCUACACGGGCUCCAACUGCCAGUACCGCAUCGACGAGUGCGACUCGAACCCCUGCCUCAACGGCGGCACCUGCAACGAUCACAUCAAGUACUACACCUGCCACUGCCCCUACGGCUACACGGGCAAGCACUGCGAGUCGUACGUGGACUGGUGCGCCAGCUUACCGUGCGAAAACGGUGCAACUUGUCGCCAGGACAAGAACCACUACCAGUGCCUGUGUGGCCCCGGAUGGACCGGCAAGGUCUGCGACGUAGAGAUGGUCUCCUGCAACGACGCUGCAAUCCGGAAAGGUGUACAAGCUGACCGUCUUUGCAAUAAUGGUACCUGUGAAAACAUUGGAAACAGUCAUCGUUGCCACUGUCUGGAUGGCUAUGCUGGAAGCUACUGUCAAACAGAAAUCAACGAGUGUGAAUCUGCUCCAUGUCAGAAUGGUGCCACUUGUCGUGAUCUAGUAGGAUCUUACAGUUGCCAGUGUGCUAAAGGUUUCCAAGGGCAGAAUUGUGAGCUGAACGUGGAUGACUGUCGGCCCAACCCUUGUCAGAAUGGAGGCACAUGCCAUGAUUUUAUCAACAAGUUCCGCUGCAGCUGUCCACCAGGAACUUUGGGCAUUAUUUGUGAAAUCAAUCUUGACGAUUGCCUGCCUGGUGCCUGCCACAACAACGGUACCUGUGUGGAUAAAGUGGGCGGGUUUGAAUGUAGGUGCCCACCAGGCUUUGUUGGUCCACGUUGUGAGGGUGACAUCAAUGAGUGUUUGUCCAGCCCAUGUUCAGAGGUUGGCACUCAAGAUUGUGUGCAACUUGUCAACAAUUAUGCAUGCAACUGUAAGCCAGGCUACAUGGGACGCCAUUGUGAAGCAAAGGUUAACUUCUGUGGAAGUUCUCCAUGCCAAAAUGGUGGAGUGUGUAGACAACAUCAAACUGGUCACACUUGUCAGUGUCCGGAUGGUUAUUCAGGCAUGAACUGUGAAUUCUUUGGGUAUGACUGUGACUCCAAUCCCUGUCAAAAUGGUGGAGUCUGUCGUGCAGAUGGUAGAGGAUAUGUUUGUCAGUGUUUGCCAGGAUCAACUGGACACCACUGUGAAGUAGACAACCGCAAUGAAUGUGAGAGCAACCCUUGUCAAAAUGGUGGAGCCUGUCAAGAUUACAUUGGAGACUACUUGUGUGAAUGUCCUCGUUUCUGGGCUGGUAAAAACUGUGAGAAGUACGAUUCCAAGUUUGCUGGAGGAAUCUAUCGUAUUGGAAAGCCCAAAGUAUCCAGUUUGGACCUGGAAAUUGAACAGGCCAAGUGUGUUGCUAAUGGUUGCGAAGAGAAGGCUGGUAACAGAAAAUGUGAUCAAGAAUGCAAUACAUAUGCCUGCCGGUUUGAUGGAAAUGACUGCUCACUUGGUAUUGACCCAUGGCGCAACUGCUCAACCCCAACAAGAUGUUCUCAAGUAUUUGCCAACAACCAUUGUGAUCCUAUUUGCAACAAUCCUGGCUGCUUGUUUGAUGGCUAUGAUUGUGGACGGUUGUUUGAACCCUGCAGUCCUCUCUAUGAUGCCUUCUGUCAAAAACGAUAUGCCAAUGGAAUUUGUGAUGAACGGUGCAACACUGCUGAGUGCAACUGGGAUGGAAUGGAUUGUGAGAAGGAUUCACCCAAACUAGCAGAUGGUGCUUUCUCCAUCAUUCUGAGUAUGGAUAUGCACUCCUUCCGCUCGAAUCUUAUUCCAUUCUUGCGUCUACUGGGUCAUGAGCUUCAGACAACUGUGAGAGUGAAGCAAGAUGACAUGGGCAAUGAUAUGAUUUAUCCCUGGAACCUGCAGCCACUGGCAGGAGGCUCAAAUAUUCGGUCUGGAGUUAUUGCGUACUUGGAGCUAGAUAACAGGCGUUGUCUUUCAUCUGAAGAGACAGAAUGUUUUUCAUCUGCCACUGAAGCUGCCGAGUUCCUUGCUGCCAAGGCUUCAAAGAUGUCUUUAUCCCAAGCUUUCCCUAUUUAUCAAGUACAGAGGAUACCACCCGAUGAUGAAGAUAACACUGGUGCUCCAACAAAUGCUAAAUAUGUAAUGGUGGGAGUGAUGCUAGUAGCACUCAGUGGUCUGCUUAUUGGAGUUUUGGUCACAGCCCAACGCAAGAGGGCUGCGGGCAUCACUUGGUUCCCCGAAGGUUUCCUGCGUAACAACAGUGGACCACGUAGACGGUCCAGACGCCGAGGACCGGAUGGCCAGGAAAUGCGCAACCUCAGCAAACAGGCUUCGAUGGGCUGCAUUGACAUGGAACUUCCCCCUCACGGCAUGGGCGCUUCGUGUGGAAGCAUGGGAGGAAUGAGCAACAUGAUGGCUCAGAGCCACUGGUCUGAUGACGAAAGUGACCUGCCGCCUCCCAAGAGAAUGCGCGGUGCAGACAUGGGCGGCGGCUACGCAUCGGACCACACAGUUGUAACCGAUUAUGAGGAGGCUGAACCUCGAAUGUGGUCCCAACAACACCUAGAUGCUGCCGACAUUCGCCGUCCUGAUCCCGGCAUUAUGACUCCACCCUUGGACAACACCUGUGAUGUGGAUGUGCGCGGGCCUUGCGGUAUGACUCCUCUCAUGGUGGCUGCUGUUCGUGGAGGCGGACUGGACACUGGCGAAGAGGAAGACGACGAGAACAGCUGCCAGGCCAUUGCUGACUUGGUCGCCCAAGGUGCCGACCUCAACGCUGCCAUGGACAAGACUGGCGAGUCCCCUCUGCACCUGGCGGCCAGGUACGCGCGGGCUGACGCUGCCAAAAGACUGCUGGACGCUGGCGCUGAUGCCAACGCCCAGGACAACACUGGACGCACCCCUCUCCACGCUGCAGUGGCAGCAGAUGCCAUGGGAGUGUUCCAGAUCCUUCUCCGCAACCGCGCUACCAAUCUGAACGCCCGUAUGCAUGAUGGAACGACUCCGUUGAUUCUCGCCGCUCGGCUUGCGAUUGAGGGUAUGGUGGAAGAUCUCAUCAACGCUGACGCUGAUAUCAACGCAGCCGACAACUCUGGCAAAACUGCUCUUCAUUGGGCGGCUGCAGUCAAUAAUGUCGACGCUGUCAACAUUUUGUUGGCACAUGGUGCCAAUAGAGAUGCACAGGAUGAGAAGGAAGAAACACCAUUAUUCCUGGCUGCCCGUGAAGGCAGUUAUGAGGCAAGCAGAGCAUUGCUGGACAACUUUGCUAAUAGGGAAAUCACAGAUCACAUGGACAGAUUGCCAAGGGAUGUGGCUAGUGAACGGUUACAUCAUGACAUCGUGAGACUACUCAACGAUCAUGUACCUAGAAGUCCACACCCUGUUUCAGUUAUUUCAAGUGGCCCAUUAGUGGGUGCUGAUGCUCUCCUUCCCUUCACAGCUUCUCCAGGACAGCAUCCGCUUAUCACCCAGCCAACUGUGAUUGGGUCUAAACCUACCAAGUCAAAGAAGAGGCCAAAAUCAUCAAUGCAUGGCAAUGGCCCUACAAAUAAUCCAACAAGUCCUGACAUGGACAAUAAUAACGGCACAGCUGUUAGAAGGAAACCUAGUGUCAAGAAAAAGAAACCCAGUCCAUCCCACAACAUGGACCAGGGAAUUCGCAGUGUAGAGAGUGUACUAGCCUUGUCACCGGGGGAGUCCCCCGGCCUGCCAGACUAUGAAAGUGGGCAGAUCUACGGUAGUCUACUAAGCGGGCCGGUCAAGCAGCCGCCGAGCUAUGAAGACAGCUUCAAACCUCUGCACCAGCUGGACCAGUUGGACCGAGCCGAAGCUUUAGAUCACUACAGUGGUCCCUACGGUCUGACCAACUUUCACGACCAGCAGACGACGCUCGGCCUGCCGCCCCACGGCCGCCAGGCGUCGCUCCCCCUGACGCUGGGCCAGCCGCAGCAGCUGCAGCUGCACCCCAACACGCUCUCGCCGCCCUACUCCAACAACCAGAGCCCGCCCCACAGUAUUAACAUGAGCCUGUCGCCCGGCAGCUACCUCAGCUCCCCCUCGCCCACCAAGUCACGACCGUCGCUGCCCACCUCGCCUACGCACUACGCGGCCAUGCGCGCGGCGACGCACCAGAAGCAUGGUGGCCCUACUGGCAACCAGCAACCGGUGAGCUUCGACUUCGAGCUGGGGGCGUACAGCCUACAGUCGCAGAGCCAGCAGCUGCAACAGCAGCAGCAACAGCAAAGUUUACAACAGCAACAGCAGCAGCAACAACAGGGUUCGAAUUUUUACCCGCAGUACCUAACACCUCCCUCUCAGCACUCUGCUCACCUAGGGCCAGACGGAACGCCUCAGCACCAGCCGCAAAUCCAGGCUCCUGAGAACUUCCCUACGCCCUCACCCGAGUCACCGUGGAACUGGUCCUCUUCCUCCCCCUUGUCCAACUCGGACUGGUCGGAGGGAAUAUCCAGUCCCAAUGCGUGCCCGCAGUCCAGUCAACACCCCAAGUCUGAAGCUAUUUAUAUCUAGGACUGAUGUGAUGAUGUACUGAGAUGUGCUGAGAACAUGCCAAAGUAGAAAGACUUGUACAAACAUGGAAAAGAGUGAAGCAGACACUCGACCUUUGCCAUGAAGCAUUUAGAAUAUUUUAAUGAGAAAAUUUUUAAGCCAUGACUGAAAAUGAAGACGACUAACAAAGACUGGCUCAUGUAUUCUCUCUUCCUUUCUGAAAAGGAAUGUUGUAUUUAUUGAUACAUUUGAGUUAGUACUACUGCCAUUUUAGUGCCUUUAUGUAUGUAUGUUUUUCGGUGACCAAUCCAAUCCAAACAGUGCACCUAUUAAAAUUUUAUCGUAUCUAUUUAUUUUUGUUGUGUGCUAGUGAAAGUGCUCAAUUGUUUUCUAUGACAACCGACUUAGGUGCUUCUGCAUACUAAAAUGUAGUUAGCCUUUUUUUUAAAUAUCUUUUUUCUACUUUGUGUGCACCAUAAGACAGCAUUAUUGUAGGUUGUAAAUUAUGACUUAAUUAUUACUUUUGUGCUCUCAGUUUUUUGGUGCAUCAAGAUCUCAUUAUUGUAACAUACACAUUGUUGGUCACAAAAUUCAAAUGCUGCCAAGAAGUGAUCUUUUAUAUGUUUGGAGGUGUGUUCUUGUGCUGGCUGUUGGACUAAUGUCAUUAUAUAACUCAUCCAGGAUAUACAUCAUUGUACGAGUUAUUUGUUAAAAGAAUCUUUUUUAUAAAUUGCCAUUUUGUAAAUAUAUAUAUCUUUUUACUUAAAUGUACAAAGUAUUUAGUACGUAUUUAGCCUAUAUGUGAAAAAUGUUUGUGUUAUGUGUCAAAUACAUAGUCCCUUGCUUUAUUGUUUGUGACAAUGAAGUGUGGCAAUUACCUGCAUUUCUGUACAUAUGAAGCAAAAUCCACACCUUUUGCACUUUGUGAUUUUUAAAUGAAUGGUAUCUUUCUCCAUAGACAUUGGAUGCAUGCCUGCAGAGUCAUUUGUGCUGUUUUUUCUGUGUUUGGGCUAAUUUUUUUGAAAAUUUAUCAGUUGGUCCACUCAUAUUGUCUUACAUAUUUGUAUGCAUGCUAUUUAUUCUGGUUAGUUGUAAUACAAUAAUGAAUUCCCAAAUUUUGAUAUGAGUGAUAAAUUUAAUUUUGAAUGCUCAGGUUUGAGUAAAGUACAAAUCAUAUCAAAAGUUUUUGUUCUUUAGUGACUAUUCACCUGCCUCUUCUUUUCCAGGAAGAGACCUGACUGACGUGAUGGUUUUAUUCUUUCAUGCUCUUUAUUGAAAGUGUAACUCUUAUAAACAUUUGAUUAUGCAGUGCUAAUUGUGACCCAUUUUCUCAUCACCAACACCCCCUGAAAAAAGAUUGUUUUGUUUUUUUGAUUUGUGUUAAUUGAAUACUCCUUACUGAAUCUCUGUUAAUUUUCAUAGACCAAUUAUGUAAAAGAACUGAUUUCUUUUGUACAGAAAGAUACUGUACCAAUCUGUCAUGUCAUGAACAUGUUUGUAAAUUAUUUACUUUGUGAUAAAUAUUGUUAGAAAGUUAUUUAGACUUCUAUUAUAAUGUAAUGUACAAUAUGGUAUCACCAACAUUUGUGAUUAAAUGGAGGCAGGUAAGUGGAAGAGGUGACUUUCCAGUUUCUGAAAAUUGUGUGAUUGUAUCUACCUAUAUGUGCCUGCUAAGGCUAAUUAAUUUUACUUUUCAAAAGAUUUUGGUAUGAAAUAAUGAUCAGAAACCCUUUUCUGGUCAGUAAAGUUAUUACUAUUCAGUGAUAUCCUUAUUUUUGAUAGAGUAAUUUCUGGGUUUUCACUUAUUCAUAAUUAUCUGCCUGCAAUGAGUGGUGAUCUAACUAAUAACAUCAGGGAAAAUUUGAAUGUCAUCUUUACCCCUGGGACCAUGAUCAAUUUGUAAAAACAACUGAUAUUAUAUUUUCCUAGAUAGUGAUGUGGUAAAGCAACCCUGAAGAUUCAGGCAAAGCUAUGGAAAGUAGUUUUUAGCCAAUCAAUCAAUAAAUCAGUGUAUUUGUACUUA
This is a messenger RNA of Frankliniella occidentalis (western flower thrips), 8300 nucleotides long. RefSeq names its product neurogenic locus Notch protein (gene N). Bases 263 to 6298 code for a protein of 2011 amino acids. The record is from RefSeq and is a predicted model, not a curated record. Gene Ontology annotation, molecular function: calcium ion binding; protein binding. Gene Ontology annotation, cellular component: cell surface; plasma membrane; signaling receptor complex. Gene Ontology annotation, biological process: cell differentiation; multicellular organism development; regulation of developmental process. The transcript has 12 exons. NCBI's taxonomy places the organism in Eukaryota, Metazoa, Arthropoda, Insecta, Thysanoptera, Thripidae.